This is a messenger RNA of Rhopalosiphum maidis (corn leaf aphid), 1128 nucleotides long. RefSeq lists its product as uncharacterized. Bases 1 to 1128 code for a protein of 375 amino acids. Lineage: Eukaryota; Metazoa; Arthropoda; Insecta; Hemiptera; Aphididae. The transcript is spliced from 4 exons. The record is from RefSeq and is a predicted model, not a curated record.
AUGGCCGGUUCAAUCGUUAACAUGAAAACAAAACACUACAAUCAGAAAAGUUUUACAUAUGUUCCACCAACACCGCCUGCAGAGCUCAUCGACUGUAGCAAUUUCAUUCUCGACUUCACCGAGCGUAAAUUUUUGAAUGUAGGACUUGAUCCUGCAGAUAAAUUUAACACCAUAGUACAAGUCAUCACUUCUUCGAGAUAUGUAAAUAUAUCAUCUGAUUUUCUAAGACGUAUAUUCUCACUUAUGGGGAACAUUCUAUCUUUUAUACUCGACCUACCUCAAAAAUACAAGCGAAAUAUAUUUCUGGAAACAGAAAUUAUUUCACUAUCUAGUAUGGUGUAUAAAGGGGAAAAUAUGCUUGUCAUCGAAUCAAAAACACAAGCCGGAUGUCGAGUAUUGCUAAAUCGUACAGAUUUAAUGAAAUUGCAAUAUUUAGAAUGGUGCAUAUUUGAAACAGUCGUUCGAAAGUCAACCAUCAUACGGCCAGUUGUCUUAAAACAAUUCGAUAUGUUUUUGAACUAUAUCGAUGAUGAAUCCACCAAAGUUGAUUCACCACCGAAAACACCUGAAGAAAUGGUCACAUUUAUCAAAAAUGUACGUGACGAAAGUGUAAUUUCAAAAAUUCCAAAAAAUGAUGUCAAUUUCAUCAGUCAACUCAAAAUGUAUGCUUCUUCACAAUUAGCUGAACAUUGGGCGCAACGAUUGAGCGGAAAAAUGUCUCCAGAGUUAUUCACUGAAUCCGAAGUGAGACUCAUUUCACCUCCAAGAUACUCGAGUAUGUCUCCAAUGUAUGAUGAUUUUGACCCUUCGCAGGCACAAGCAACUGACGAGGAUCGUGGUAUUGAAGAAUUUUUAGCACAGGUGACACGGGCACCAACCAAGUCAUUGCCUAUUGAUGAUCCUGAGAGUCUACCACCGGCGAUCAUAGACAAUCAUUCUACAGGAAAUGAUUCGGACAAUUUUACGCAAUACCCCCCAUGGUAUAAUAACCGCAUAAAAUCCCCACCAACAAGCCUCGCAGUUGAUGAGAACGACGGUCCAACGUCUUUUAACCACUCGCCAUCAAUUCUCGACUUCACAGGCGGCAUGCCCAUGAAAAAACGGAAUGUAAAACGCAAACUUUUUUGA